GGAGAAGUGGAAAAGGAAUCCCAAACACGCACGCCCUGUUUCCAUCCAUCAUUUCUUUCCCGCCAAAACCAUUUCCCCUCAUUCUUCAUCGUCUACUGUGAUGGGCGGCGGUGGACCGGAGAAGACUCUAUUGGACUUCUUGACGGAGUAUUACUCUGAUCAGCUCCAGUCGAUCAUUCUCUCUUCUGAUAAUCGUCUUCAUUACCCCAUUUAUGUCGAUUUCGCUGAAGUGAUGGAGCACGAUUCUCCACUUGCGCAUGAGAUCCUGUUUGAACCAACGGAGUAUUUGCCUGUAUUCGAUAAUGCAGCCAAAUUGGCUCAGGAAACCGUGUAUGAAAAAGUGAAGGAAAUUUGGAAACAUGAAAGUUGUAACGAAGGCGUAGAUCGUCCGCCUCCAAGUAUUAAGGAGUUUGUGCAUGUUCGGAUUGAAAUUCGUGGUCCCAUGCUUGAUAAUCCUGAGUUUUGUCCAAGCAUUGGACGCGUACGUGUGAAGCACCGGGGCAUACUUCUCACUCUAAAGGGAACAGUAAUUAGAUCUGGAGCGGUUAAGAUGAUAGAAGGGGAGAGGGAGUAUGAAUGUCGGAAAUGUAAAUACAGGUUUAAGGUUCAUCCUGAACUGGAAAGCAGGAACUCCAUACCCAAGCCAAUGUUUUGUCCUUCUAAGAAACAAAAAUAUUGUGAAAGCACCAGUUUCCAGCUUUUAGAGGGAAACAAAGUGUGUCAUGAUUACCAGGAGAUAAAGAUCCAAGAAAGCACUCAAGUUUUAGGUGUCGGGGCAAUCCCUCGUUCAAUUCCCGUUAUUCUGCAGGAUGAUCUUGUUGAUGUUGUUAAAGCUGGAGAUGAUGUAAUUGUCACAGGAGUUUUGACAGCUAAAUGGUCCCCAGAUUUGAAGGAUGUUCGCUGUGACCUUGAACCUGUAUUAGUGGCUAAUUACGUGAGGCGAAUAAACGAGAUAAAGCUGGAUAUUGAAAUCCCUGAUGAAGUUAUUCUGCAAUUCAAAAACUUUUGGUCUGAAUUUAAAGAAGCGCCAUUAAGCGGAAGAAAUGCCAUUCUUCGGGCUAUUUGUCCACAAGUUUACGGUCUCUUUACCGUGAAGCUAGCAGUUGCCUUGACACUUAUUGGAGGAGUACAGCAUGUCGAUGCUUCUGGGACAAAAGUUCGAGGCGAGUCUCAUCUUCUCCUGGUUGGAGAUCCAGGUACAGGAAAGUCUCAAUUCUUGAAAUUUGCUGCUAAGUUGAGCAAAAGAUCCGUUAUCACUACUGGGUUAGGAAGCACUAGUGCUGGGUUGACAGUUACUGCCGUAAAAGAUGGAGGUGAAUGGAUGUUAGAAGCUGGGGCCCUUGUCUUAGCGGAUGGUGGACUUUGUUGCAUUGAUGAGUUUGAUAGCAUGAGGGAACACGAUAGAGCUACUAUACAUGAGGCAAUGGAGCAGCAGACUAUAAGCGUUGCUAAGGCGGGUCUUGUAACUACUCUCAGCACACGAACUAUAGUCUUCGGGGCAACAAAUCCCAAAGGGCAAUAUGAUCCUGAUCAAUCUUUGUCUGUCAACACGACAUUAUCUGGUCCUUUAAUUAGUAGAUUCGACAUAGUUCUGGUUCUUUUGGACACAAAAAAUCCCGACUGGGAUAAAGUUGUUUCCGACCAUAUUCUUGAUCAGGUAGAAACGGAAAAUGACAAAUUUCAUGAAGAUAUUAGUAAGAAGUGGCCUCUUUCCUUGCUCAGAAGGUACAUCCACUUUGUAAAGGGAUAUUUCAGGCCAACUCUAACCAAAGAGGCAGAAAAUGUUAUUUCUAGAUAUUAUCAACUACAAAGAAGAUCUGCAACAGAAAAUGCAGCAAGAACCACUGUUAGAAUGCUUGAAAGUUUGAUUCGACUUGCUCAAGCACAUGCAAGAUUGAUGUUCAGAAAUGAAGUGACUCGAUUAGAUGCUAUUACCGCAAUAUUAUGCAUUGAGUCAUCUAUGACAACGUCCGCCAUUGUCGAUAGCUUUGGGAAUGCUUUGCACUCCAAUUUUACCGAUGACCCUGAUCAAGAAUAUGCCACACAAGAAGAGCAGAUCCUUGCAAAGCUCAACUCUCCUGACUAUAUAAUUAGCAUAUGAUUGUGGUCAACAUGGCAUAUGUAAAACUGAAGUUAAAUGUGAAUAAUAUUGUUCGACGAUUAUUUUAAUUGAUUCUAUAUUUCUGUUGUU
Molecule: messenger RNA, 2191 nt
Organism: Helianthus annuus (common sunflower)
Lineage: Eukaryota; Viridiplantae; Streptophyta; Magnoliopsida; Asterales; Asteraceae
Product: probable DNA helicase MCM9
Exons: 19
Coding region: 101-2101 (666 amino acids)
Biological process (GO): double-strand break repair via homologous recombination
Cellular component (GO): MCM complex; nucleus
Molecular function (GO): ATP binding; ATP hydrolysis activity; single-stranded DNA helicase activity
Source: RefSeq, a predicted model, not a curated record